AUGAAGCAGUUUCAAGAGUUGUUGCUACGUGCGUCGGUGGCGUUGAUGCCCACAGUUUCUGCGAUCAGGUGGGUGGAGGUCGAGCGAAUCCUUAAUGAGCUUGUGGGGGAGCUUGACCGAAACUCCGACAACUGUGAAUGGUUGAUCGGGCUGUCUAUUCUUUGCCAGCUUUUGAAUAUCUGCAACCACUUGCCUGAUUCUGUGGCUCGCCUCGGUGAUCAUUUAGUCCUUGUCUUAGUUCAAUUUUUAGACCGGGCACAUACGCAUACAGCAAGCACCCCAAUCGCCUUCAACCUGGAACAACGCUUGAGACUUGCGGUGGCAUUCUCGUGGUACAUGACGAUCACUGCCGAGGUGAAUGCCCCUCAAGCACUCUCCACAACGCUAGCCAUCGAGCGUAUCUUUGCUGUGUACGAUCUCAGGAUGCCAGCGAAAGCCGAUAUUACCAAUGUGAUGGGUCUGUGGGAGGUACAGUUGCGCAGCUAUAGAAUGGCUCUGAUGGUAGCUGGACCCGAAUUGGCUCCCAACACUCACUUGGUUCCCCAAAUUUGUCGGUUUUUGAAUUACGCCUUUUCGCUUUUCGCUCAAGGGACAUCUGACACCAUCGAUUGGUACAAGUGGGAGGAUAUCGCUUCCUUGAUCCAGCUGCCGGACAGCUGGAUAUUCCACAUGUGUUUAUUGGAAAGACUGAAGCAGGUCAGUCCACCGUCAUUAGGUUUGCUGUGGGUAUGUUGGGUUGUGGAAGAAAUGUUGCAGUCAGCUGAUUUGCACGCUCCGACCGUGCUGUUUGUGUGUCUGGUGGGCUUCAACCAGGCCAUGAUGUCAAUGAUGGAGCAGGGCCUUGCUGGUGUAUACAUGAUGUUUGCAACUAAAUUGUGUAUGGUAGCGCCAGUUGAGUUUUAUGGGGCAUUCAAGGUGAAGGGGGAAGCAGGAUUACACAGCUUCCCAUCGCCCUACAAGGGGAAAGGUACCUCUCUGGCAUUAAGCGAUGAAGUCUACAAUGAUACUUUGGUUUAUUCGCCAACUCCAUCGCUCACGACGUAUCCCAUUGAUACCUUAGUGUCAUAUUGCGAUGCCACAAUCCAAUCAGAAGAGGUGGUUCAGCUUAUCAAGCAACUUCCCAAGACUCUUUUCAAUCAGAGUCGUGAGCACUUGAUGUUCUGCUCCACGCUGCCUCUUAGUACAAACUAUCUCAAUUUGCUUAUACACUUUUUCCUGUUGGAUUCAGUGACCAACCCAAAGAUCAUUGUGUGGACUGUUUCUCUUCUUCACCAUUUUGAUCUUUGGUCAAAUGCCGACUUUAGGGUGGUGUUGGAAUACUUAACAGACUCGUGGAAAUUUUACCAGAAUCUAGAAGAAUUAGAUCGUCGUAUCAUUCCUAAUGAUCAAUUUGCGAAAGAUAUUUCAUUCGAGAUUGUGCCGAUGAAUUUAUUAGAGGUGACGACGGACACAAUCCGGUCCAAUUUGGAGCUGUUCAAGUUGUUUUUGUUCGUGGUGUAUUUUGGUACGAAAGAGAUUUAUUUAAGACUUAAUAAGUAG
Diutina rugosa is the source of this 1539-nucleotide messenger RNA. RefSeq lists its product as uncharacterized. The transcript has a single exon. Bases 1 to 1539 code for a protein of 512 amino acids. Lineage: Eukaryota; Fungi; Ascomycota; Pichiomycetes; Serinales; Debaryomycetaceae. The record is from RefSeq and is a predicted model, not a curated record.